This is a messenger RNA of Scaptodrosophila lebanonensis, 5978 nucleotides long. RefSeq lists its product as uncharacterized. Gene Ontology annotation, biological process: regulation of DNA-templated transcription. The transcript is spliced from 8 exons. Gene Ontology annotation, molecular function: transcription coregulator activity. The record is from RefSeq and is a predicted model, not a curated record. Gene Ontology annotation, cellular component: nucleus. NCBI's taxonomy places the organism in Eukaryota, Metazoa, Arthropoda, Insecta, Diptera, Drosophilidae. The coding region runs from base 34 to 5811 and encodes 1925 amino acids.
ACCUAAUUUAGUCAUUUUCGAUGUGCUGUGGACAUGCCAAGGAGCACAAAGAAGUCCGACAUAGGAAACACGUCAACGCGUUUCAAUGCUGCGCUUUCUACUAGUAGCAGCAGUGCCGAAACGACGCCAACUACCGGAUCACGGCCACGCAAAAGGCGUCGAUUGGACAAAGAGUCUCAGGACCGCCGCAGUAAGAGUCGGGAGUCGAAAUUUGGCGAGUGUAAUAUUGAGGAUGCGAAGCAGAUAGAUCGGCGUUUGCGAAAGGUAGCACGUGAUAAUUCCAUUAGUCAUGAAGACAUGCACAAGGUGGUGCGCAGAGUGGUCCGAAACGAUCAUGUACUAGCACUUGUAUCACUCAAGGCUGAGGAUGAGGUGGCGCGGGAGAAGCGGGAGGCCGAGAAGCGUGGUGCCAUCAUCAUAACAGACACGCCAUCAGGAGAAAAGCUGACGCGUGCCAAGGCACGGGAACUAAACCGUACUCCAGGUAUAGCGUUGCCGGCUUUGAGCGAAUCGCCGGCAACCAACGGGAUUGAAGUGUUAAUACGUGAGGACUUGCAUUCUGACGAAGAGGACGAAGAGUAUACAUUUAAAGAGGAUGAUUUUCAUUCAGAUGAGGAUCCGAAUACGACAGCUUCAGAAAUUGAUUCGAACCCGUGUACUCCGCAAACUCCGUUGGCAACCACAGAAGCAGAAGAUUCACCUAUCAAAUUUAGUGCCGAUGGAUGUUUCAAAGUACCACUGGACAAAAACCAGGAACCAGGACAGGAUUUACGCAUUGCCACACGCACACGAUCUAAGCUCUGUUUGGAGCAAACAACAAUUGAGGACUUGCAGUCGGAGUUUGUGCCGCCAGAUGUGGAACUAUGUGAUGUGCCAGAAUAUGACAUGACAGCAAACGAUGAAGAGUGGAUGCAGUUUCUCAAUGAUUUUUCCAAGCCGUUGAAUAACAGCUUUCUGGGUGACGACGAUGAUCCUAUUAAUGAUCCUGAAUAUGUAGCAGCCGAAAAAAUACCCGUGGAUGCUGAGGAGCUUCGAGAUGUAAAUAUCUCCAAAAAGGAACUGACUGAUUUGGUCUCGGAGCUUUUUGAAGGCUUGCUCCAGGAAGGUGUAUCAUUAGAAUCUAUUGAACUGGAGACACCGCAAAAGUUUCUGAGCGAGAAUCAGAACUCCAUAACAUCACUAACUUUACCACAAACUGUUGAGCAAGUGACCCGACAAAUAGAUUUUGAUACUCAAUCAUCCGUAGUUAGAAGUGAUGUCGUCGAUACAACAGCUGUUUUUCCGCCCAUGGGACAGGAUUCAUUUCAUCCGCAUGUCAUGUCCACUCCAAGUACAACAGAUGGUCCCAAUUUGGUUCCCAUGACCAUUUUUGAGUCAUGUGGUCUAAAUAACUCCAUGGAUACAAACGUCAUGAACAAUACAUGCAAAGUAGUGGGCAUAGCUACAACAGCAUUAACACAGACGUCGGAUCUUAUUGCGGUUCCGCUGCCGGGUCAGCCCAACUGCUUUCAGUUGGCAAAAGUCAUCGCGCACAAUGAACACGGUAAUCAAUGCCUAGAUGUGGUGCAACUACCCCUUGCAGAACAAGGGGCUUCCAUGACUGCAGAGCCAGAGUUCCUUAUGCCUGCGGAGCCAGCAGAUCCCGAACCAGCUAAAUUGGUAGGCCCCGAUAAUGCGCCAAAGGCCGACGACCGGUACUCUACGCCCUACGACACUAAUUUCACCUGGGAGUACAUUUCGGUGCGUAAGCAUAUUUAUAACGAAUAUUCGGAUUACUUUGAAAGUCUGCGAAACUUGAAACCUGUACCUCCAGAGGGCACGCAAAAUAAUAUUGAAGGCUUCACACACCAUCAGCACGAGCUGCUGCAGCAGCAACUACGAAUACACACGCAAAUGCUCACGCAGACUUUUCUGCAGACUUAUUCAAAUCCCAAAUUGUAUCACAUGGCUAAACAACCAAAGCAAAUGUUGUACGAGUUACAGGAGAAGGCAAACCAAAAUAGCAAUUUUAAUUGUUGGAAUUUAAAAGCUGCUGUCAAAUUGGUUGAUAAAUGGGAGCGGGAUUUAAGUAGCGAUGAGUUUGAGAAGGAGAACAAAAAAAUGAUGGAAUUCAUCAAUAAGGAAAUCCAAUUAACUGAUGGUCGCACUCGUCAAGUGCCUCGUCUGGCGCCUCGGAUUAUGGACCUCAUGCUGGACAGCACGGUUUUCAUGUAUCCCCAAUAUUUGCCGCGCAUGGCCUUUCAGCCAAGAAGUGUUCAGUUUACGGCUUACGCACCGUCCGAGUAUCAGCUUAUAGCCAUGGGACUAGAGAAACAUCUUAAUGUCAUAAACAGCUCAAAAAAGCCGCUAAGGAAACGCGUUGAUCCUAUAAGCAUUGCCUGUAAUCGGAUGGCCAAGGACACUGUGCAUGGAAAGCAGGGAAGACGCCUAUAUUGGAAGAUUAAAGAGCUGCGCGACGGAAAAGAGUAUAAUCCUGUGAAAUAUUACCUCGACCAUGGACUGGCCCCGCCGGUACAACAAAUACUCUUAGGAUUCGAGGGCGGCAUUGUGCGACCACCGCGUGAACGUUACCACGAGUUGCAUAGUGGCUGGAAGUUUUAUAUAGAGAAAACGUGGAACAAACGUCGCCGUCGCCGAGCUCCGAAUUUGUCUAAAGCCUCUGCGCAAGCUAGUGCGUCGUACUUGGAAUUUGUUCGAGAAGCUAUAGGGGAAGAUUUAUUACUGCCCGAGAAUUUUGGGGAAGCUGCCGCCCCCCAUGGCAGUGCCACUGGCUUGGCACUUGCACAGAAAAACGACCAAGCUACAGAACCAACAGAAAAUACGGUAGCAACUGAGAAAGCAAGAUCCAAAAGUAACAUUCAAAAUAGUUCAAAAUUCGAGGCUUGUAAACAUCAACAUCAACCGACUUCGCUCACCAUUAACGUAAAUUAUGUUUUUGGAGGAGGACUUGCAACUAACUUAUGUGGAGCUGGAAUCUCUGUGCCUUAUCAGCAUGGUACCUACGACGACAAUGUAGUCACAAUUAAUCGAUCGCUUCACACUAGCAAAGAAAGUGAUUUAUUGGCUCUGCCGCCGCCUCCGCCACCACUUCCAGACGAUGCUGGGCCGUGUGUUAAUCUUAGAUUUGACAGUGCUACAAACUCAUUACAAAUAAACGAAAUCGAAAACUCCGCUUCCACAUAUCAGUCACAAGAAAUAACAACAUUGACAAAUGAUACGAAAUCUUUAGGUUGUGCCCGAAAGGCACGGUUUAGUAUAUUCAAACCGAAGGUACAUACUCGUAAGCGUCAGGCUAAAAACCGCGGAACGCCUUCAAAGUUUUCAUCGGAUCAAUCUUUGUCGUCACCUAUUUCACCGCCAACACGUUCCCGCUUCCACGUGCUACGUCAACGGCUGCGUCAUAAAUUACAGAAACGUUGUUAUUCGCUAAUCCGUUCUUACGGCAUCUACCUGCAAAACCAGCGCGAACGUUACUCCCACACGAAAGUCGUACAGCCUUAUUACAGACACUUUCUGGCUUUGGAACUGUACACACGGCUACUCGUCGACUUGAGCAUGUUUUGCCGCUCGAAAUUGUCAAAUCCUGUCACAAUUACAUCGCCAAGCAGCAGUAAUGCUGCUGCCCAACAACACCAGCAACAGCAAAAGCGUCAACGAAUUGUUGGGAACAACAACAAUACCAGUAGUAACAACAUCGAGGAUGAGUCUCUCGCUGCUGGCGCACGAAUCCGCAAGGCCAAUCGUCAGGAGGAAAUGCUGCGACACAUGUUGCAACCGGAUAGUGCAGACGAAAAUAAUCGGAAGGAUGCAACUUUUGCAUACAACUUUUAUGAAAAGGUGGAGGAAGCUUUGCUAACUGCCAAUCGUGUCGAGGAUUGCCAAAAGUUCAAUCAGCUACUACAGUCAUUCGAUCCUAGGCAUGAUAAAGUGGCUGAAUUAUAUUUGAAAGUAGAAAAGUUAUUGCUUCCUGAUAACCCAGAGUUGGCCGAGGUCUUCCUUAACUUUCUGUUACCUGCUGAGGCUGCAGAAUUAGGCAAAUUCUUUGAGUACUUCAUGAUUACAAAUGCCACAAACUUCAUCAAUAAACUAAACAUAUAUUUUUGCAAACAACCUGCGCAAAUACGCAAAAUAUAUGCGUGCCUCAGCGAAUUGGCCGAGCUGCCUAGUGUAAGCAUGAAAAAGGUUGAGUCCAAAAUUUUGCCUUUGCUUAAAGGCAAUCAGUUUCUAUGCGACUGGUUUAUGCAGCAGUUUCCGCAAGCCAAGCCACCAGAACGACUUCUGCCUUCUGUAGAGACAAUCAAUCUGCAUGAGGUCAAAAACAAUGCAACUGGCGAAUAUGUGGAGACUAUCAGUGAACUUCUCGAAUCACCCACGCAGGAACAAGCGCCGGGCUGUCAAUUAAGAUACAUAAAUGGACGUAUAUUUUAUGGGUCAAAAAUACUGCUACCUGCCAAACUCUCAUUUAUGGCUGCAAGUAUUUAUAACGAUCAAAGUCAAAAGGAACAGGACACUGGUGCGGGCGCCAGCAAUUUGAAUUGUGUGCACAGUGUGCGUCAUCAGGGUGAGAAGCAAAUAAGUGCAGCAGCGGCUGUCGACAGUGACGACAAUGAACGUUCUGAGGAGGAUGAUGCCAGCCGGGCUCUAGUCAUUGACACUACAGGAGAUGAAGAAAACAGCUGUUCAUCGAUUGAAAUGUGUGACGAUAUGAUGCUGCGUGCGCAUGCAGUGCGUCUAAACUCUGGCUACUAUGGCAACAACUGCUUCAGCAAUACCGCCACGAGCACACCCAAUGUCGGCAACUCGCACGCCUCCGGACAUCAUGCAAAUGCCAAGAAGACGUCGAUCAACUUUGGAGAUAUGUCGCCACGUAAACAGUCUGGUCUGAAUAAUUCACCCAUGUCUGGACUAAGUCCGCUGCCACCAGUCAAUGGUGUUAAUGGCGCUACGAGCACGCAAAUCUCACCGCAACAGGAGAAGCGCAAAUCUCCGACGAAAAAGGUGCGCUCACCACAGGGACAAACGAAUUCGCGGCUACGAUGCAAUCUGCCGCCUAUGGUGGUAAUACACGAUCAGGAACAUCAGCAUCAGCGACCGCAAAUUUCAUCACCCGCUUCCCCGGCUAUUGAGUGUGCGAAGCGCCUAAAAACACUGAUAGAUCAGGAAAGCACACGUGAAGAGUUAGAUAACAAGGCAAACAUAAGUAUAAUAGCAACGGCCAAGCAACCUUUGGAGUUACAGUCAGGAGCAUCGUCACGCAUUGCCAAAAUAGAAGUGGAGACAGAAGAAGACCAAGAGUUUUUGCCCGAAACUGGAUCGGAUAACGACUCAUCGAUUGUAUCGCUGUCGCAGCAAACAUUUCCAGCCAUUAAAAUGGAUGCACCUCUCUCGGAAGAUGAGAUGGAGCCACUAGUCGUAAGAGGCGGUUCCACACCGCAACAUGCUAUUACCACACAGUUCGAUAGCGAUGAGGAUUGUAAGUUGGAUGUUGUAGCCACGUUGGCCAACUGUGCGCAGCAGGGCGAACAGAACUCACCAUCGGUGACCACCACAAAGGCAACUGUGAACACAGCCGCAUCAGGUUCCGCUUCCACGCCAUCAUUGCCCCCCGCUACUGUCCCUCAGUCGACCUCGACAGCGUGGACACGCGAAGAGGACAAGAUUAUACUUAUUGAAAUGAAACUGGGCGCGCGCGAUCGAGAUUAUUUGAUCAGACGUAUUAGCACAAAGCUCAGGCAUCGCACUUUGCCAGAACUGCGUUCACGCCAUCAAUUUCUGAUGGACUUUCUAUCAAAGCUGCAGGGCAAGACUUAGAAAAAAAAAUAGUUACAAAACAAACUGGACACGUAUUAUACAUAAGUAAGGUAUUUUAAGAUCAUUUUUAAAGUUUUAUUCUAAUUUAUGUUACAUAUUUAAUUUAAUGACUUCAAAGGAGCUUACAUUCAUCACCCCAAUAUAACUAAGACUGUUAACAUUCAUAA